This is a messenger RNA of Lachancea nothofagi CBS 11611, 927 nucleotides long. The record is from the annotation of a GenBank genome assembly. NCBI's taxonomy places the organism in Eukaryota, Fungi, Ascomycota, Saccharomycetes, Saccharomycetales, Saccharomycetaceae.
AUGAAUACUGAUAAGGUGAAUAACAAGCUGGAACUUGCUUCCCAUUUUUUUCUCAUAUAUUUAGGUCAUUCAGGGCUCCUAGCAGAUGAUGCCAACGUACAUUUCAAAGAAAUCUCUAAGAAGAACAUCGAGCUAACGGUAAAUGUCAAUGGAGGAUUUGCCUGCUCAAAAAAUAACGGCGACAAGUGCGAUGAAUUAGAGGUUAUCUUUAUGGAUAUCAGCAGCGGUGAAAAGUGCAUGAUUAGUGUCUGCUGUGACGAUGAAUCGGUAAAACAGGCAAGAUUCAACUAUGAGCACGAGCUGUUCAUUGAUUCGCAACAAAUUGAGUUUCCAUUGGACAAAACUCAGGUUAUGGACUACUACACCCCAAACUUGGAUUCCAAUUUGGAGUCUAAAUUUAAUUUAAGAGGCGCAAAUUUACAGGAAACAGAUCGGUCGGGCAGCUCAGCUGGGCGCCCCUCUGAGUACGAAGCUGUACAUCAGAGGCUUGAAAAGCUUAAGUUUGGAAACCCACAGCUUACUUCACAUCGCCGCAAAAGCAUACCAGAUAUGCCAGGUUUCGAUGACGAGCUCGAAGUCCGCCAGGAAGCUGGAAUUCCUGUAACAGGCACAUUCGGGGUCCCUGGUUUGGCUUCUGAUCCUUCGAAAUUUCAGACAGGAUAUGGGGAUCAGGACUUAUACCCAGGUGGACAAAAAUACCCUAAUUUACAAGAUCCGCGUACACAAUUUCCGGAAGCGAGAAGUCAACCACCGGGUCAAGGCGGAAUGAUAUUUGAUCCGUUUCGGGGUGUUCCAGAUGACUCCAGGUCCAAUCCGCUGCGGGGAGGUCCCUCACCUGGCGGUCCGAAGCCGCCAUUUCCUGGAGCUAAGUUUGAUGACCCGUUCGGCAGGCAAGGCUAUCAAGGUGGUGGGGGUGGAUUUAUUUAG